UUGACUUUCACAUGGUCAAAGAGGCGGCCAACACCCUCUGGUAACCCUCUAAGCAUCACACAAUUUCCAAACCUUUUUUUAGCAGGCGAUUGUACGGUCUUUUUGGCUGAACCCUAGGACCUAGGCAUUUUGUCAGCUUUUCUGUUGAUUCGAUCAAAUGGAUGAAGGUUCAAACAUCACAAAAGAAUCAAGUUUGUCUUGUGCUCGUUGUGGCAAACUAGCUCAUCUUCAAUGUCCUAAAUGUGUGGAAUUGAAGCUACCUCGGGGAGAUGCUGCAUUCUGUUCUCAGGAAUGUUUCAAGGCAACAUGGAGCUCGCACAAGUCAGUCCACUUGCGUAUAGAGUCCCAACCACUUAAAGCUGAUGCAUCAGAUGAUCAAACUUCUGCAGCCCUUAAAAGGGGUUGGUUGUAUUGCUUAAAGAAAGGCCAAGCUCGAACCUCUAAACUUCCACAUUUUGAUUGGACAGGGUGUGUAUGGAAUGAUUUAUAUGUGCAAUUGUCUAUGUUAGUCUUCUAUAGAUGGCAUAUGUGUUUCUGUAUUUUACCUUUCAAAAUGGACUGGAAGAUCAGUGCAAAUCGUGAUAUUGAAGAUUUUCUAUUAUGUAUUUCCUCUCACGAGGUGCCGCAUAGGUGGCAAGGGGGGCUGGUCGCCUGGAUGUGCUGCGGAUAUCCAUCACCCCUGAACUAUCAUUUCUUCCCAAAGUCGUGUUGCACGUCAAUUAAUGAGGUUAUUUGCCAUGGAAUUCCAGAUGCCAGGAGACUCGAGGAUGGGGACAUUGUAAAUGUUGAUGUAUCAGUCUACUAUAACGGUGUUCAUGGUGAUCUCAACGAGACAUAUAUUGUUGGGAAAACGGAUGAAGCUUCUCAAGAACUGAUUCAAUGUACAUACGAGUGCUUGGAGAAAGCAAUAUCUAUAGUUAAACCAGGAGUACGAUUUCGUGAAAUUGGGGAAGUUAUCAAUCGGCAUGCAUUGAUGUCAGGGUUCUCGGUGGUGAAAUCUUACUGUGGUCAUGGCAUUGGGGAGCUUUUUCAUUGUGCUCCGAACAUUCUCCACUACGGAAAGAAUAAAGCAGUUGGGGUGAUGAAAGCAGGGCAAAUCUUUACAAUUGAGCCAAUGAUAAAUGCAGGAGUUUGGCGUGAUCGAAUGUGGCCAGAUGGAUGGACUGCUGUUACUGCAGAUGGCAAGCGAAGUGCCCAAUUUGAACACACCCUCCUAGUAACCGAAUCUGGCGUGGAGGUUCUAACAGCACGUUUGUCUUCUUCACCAAAUAUGUUCCCUUUGUUAUAAACCAUUUUAACUCUUGUUUUGCAAAUUUUCCUUUGUAGCACAUAAUUGAAACUCAUGAUCCACUCCCAUGCAACAUUCAAACAAUGCAUCAAUCUGAUGAUACUUUCAACAAAGUCCCUUUUUUAUCCAGAAAGAUAUUUUUUUGCGCAAUUCUGAUCGUGAUUACUAAAUAUCUGUAUCAAUGAGUAUUGAACAAUCGUAGUCUUGAGGUUCCAAUAACCAGGUAUCUUGGAGUUUCAACGCAU
Messenger RNA from Amborella trichopoda, 1533 nucleotides. The record is from RefSeq and is a predicted model, not a curated record. NCBI's taxonomy places the organism in Eukaryota, Viridiplantae, Streptophyta, Magnoliopsida, Amborellales, Amborellaceae.